AUACCGGGUCAUCCCAUGUGCGGACCAGAUUUUCGGUAUCUUCAUUCCGAGGUCUACCACAAGGCCCGUGUAUGUAUCCCACGAUGUACCGUUGAUUCUUAUCCCCGUUAGCAGGAAUGGGAUCUGAUACCGUCAGUUCUUGAUGAAUGGCACAUUCAACUACAUAGAAUUAAAAUCGAUAUUUCUUCUUGUUGCCUUGGCAGUUUUUUUCUCAUUCAGUUUGGUUUGUUUUGAUGCAAUACAUGGAGAGACAUUUCCAUUGUGCUGUUUUGAAUAUUCACUGUGUUAUUUUGGUUUGUUGAUUCCAAGUACAGCCGUUGUGGCAUUCGUAUGUGCGUUUCUCAACUGGAUAGGACUGACGUUGUUUAUUCAUAAUUAAUGAUAUGAAUGAAUUAAUUCCCAACAAAUCAAUUCAUCGUAUUGAGGUUGUCGCCUCAAAUCACGAGGAAGACCGUACUUGUCUAACGUACGUUUUGCACCACGAAGAUCAUACAUUGGGAAAUUCCCUACGUUAUGUUCUAAUGAAAAAUGCUGCAGUUGAGUACUGCGGUUAUAGCGUACCACAUCCUUCUGAAGAGAAGAUUAACCUUCGCAUCCAAACUCGAGAAAAACCGUGCAAGGAAGUGUUGAAAGCCUCGUUUGUUGAACUGCAAAAGGUUUGCAAUUAUGUGUUAAACACGUUCAAAAAUUCGGUAAUGGAAUUCAAGGAAGGAAAAGUGGACGAAGAUGUAACAAAGGAAAAUGAAGAAGAUGAAGAAGAUGAUGAGGAUGAAGAAGAAGAGGAGGAUGGCCAAGAAAAUUAAAGACCCGUAACUCCACUAAAGAUUUAUCUUGAUAACAGAGAAUUAUAUACUUCGUUUACAUCCAAAUAUACAUCUAAAGCAGGCUGUUAUAAUCUGAAGAUGUCUACAUUGUUUUUUAUCCAUUGGAUUCAGAACGCCACAAAAUAAAAACUUCCAUAAACUGGAUUUGAAAUCUAGACUUAAGAAAACCGUCCGGUUUGAUCACACAUUCGUAUUGUAUACAUACUUUAUACUUAAAUAUUGUAUUGAUUAUGUUUAUAUAUCUUGUAUCUAUGGCAAUGUUCUUGUUUAUAUAGACCUGUUGUAUAAUUUUUUUUUUUACUUGAAAAUGGGUGUAUGACACUCGAAACGUCGUAAAAUGUUGUUUUAAUUUGUACACAUACACAUGAUGUCCAAGUUUUAACAUAUAAUAUUGUCAAUCGAAUUUUAAGUCUCAUGUAAAAACAACAAGAACUGAAGCGGUUUGAACACUCACACAACACUAUGAUGAUAAAUAAUUAAAAUGUAUUUAUUAAAAUAUAAAAUAUGCAAUGAUAAAAUUUGGUAUAAAAUAUUAAGGCACAAACUUAGAGAAGGAGAUGAUAAUAAAUUGAAUCAUUUUAAAAGUUGUGACUAUUUUUCGAUAACUGAGAUAUGCCUGAAGAGCACACAACUCGAGUCAAUUUCGAACAUGAUAACGUUGUCAACAUAUAGUUAAUCAAAACAAUUAUUUCAAGACAAUGAACACCCUCAUUUGAUGCGAGAUUUCUCAAAAUUCGAAUAGAUAUCUACUGAUUUCGUUAUUGUGGGUAUACUAUAUAAAGCUAGACGAUAAUAAGAAAACAACAAAAAACGCUGCUACGCAAAAAAAACAACACAUAAACAAAAACUUUUGGUCAAUAUAGCGCGCUAUUUGUGGUGGCUUUGAUUUUGAUACUAUUCGCGCCCCUUUCAACUUUUCGUUACCACCAUGACAGACCGCAGCCCAUACCAAAUCACACAUUUCUACGAAUGUGUGAAACUACUAACUAUCUA
Messenger RNA from Hydractinia symbiolongicarpus, 1817 nucleotides. Its product is annotated as DNA-directed RNA polymerases I and III subunit RPAC2-like. The record is from RefSeq and is a predicted model, not a curated record. Gene Ontology annotation, cellular component: RNA polymerase I complex; RNA polymerase III complex. Gene Ontology annotation, biological process: DNA-templated transcription. Gene Ontology annotation, molecular function: protein dimerization activity; DNA binding; DNA-directed RNA polymerase activity. The transcript is spliced from 5 exons. NCBI's taxonomy places the organism in Eukaryota, Metazoa, Cnidaria, Hydrozoa, Anthoathecata, Hydractiniidae. Bases 384 to 803 code for a protein of 139 amino acids.